Molecule: messenger RNA, 1740 nt
Organism: Poecilia reticulata (guppy)
Lineage: Eukaryota; Metazoa; Chordata; Actinopteri; Cyprinodontiformes; Poeciliidae
Product: piggyBac transposable element-derived protein 4
Source: RefSeq, a predicted model, not a curated record
UGCAAGGCAAACACGACGUGACAUCCAUCCCUAUAUUUGUAGAUCUGCUCGGGUCUGGCCAAUCCCUUCCUGUGUUGGAUAUCUUGCUCUGACGUUGAAAGCAUGAAAUAUCGUGACAUUUCAUCAAAUCUCACCGGACGUCAUUUCCGUUUCCUAGGAACUUUCUUCCUUCAGAUGUUUGCACUAUUCGGCUCGGCUUUUGCUAGCAAACACGUGCUCGAUAUUUUUUUCAACAUCUUUUUGGAAACACGGUGCGAACACACGAAAAAAAAAUUAUGGAAAGACACGGAGUCAGAAGAUUUUACUCUCCGGCCGAAGUCUUGGAGCUCGUCACCGCUCAAAAUGGCGAGAAUGAAGAAGAGAGGUAUUCUUCAGACGCUGAUACCGCAGACAGUGACGAGGAAGCGGACUUCAUUGAAGGGAUCGAUAAACUUCAUGAAAUUACUGACAAUAGCGUGGAGGAGAAAGACGACGAGCUGAAUGAGGAUGAUGAAGAGGACAACAACAGUGUGGUGGUGGGUGCAAGUAGAGGAAGAAAAAGAAGUCGGGAGGGUCCAGCAAAUAAAAGGAAACGCAAAAGGUCAGAAACUCAGGCCGAUACUCAAGUCGGGUGGAAAACAGAGAAGGAGCCUGAUCAUUUGCCACAUCCCCCACUCARUUUCCGUCCAAAGAGGAAACCAGGUGUUCAGCCGCCCCUCUCAAAUGAUGACAUUCCCUUUCCAUCAGAACUGUUCAAAUUAUAUUUUGACCAGGAUGUUAUAAAGACUAUCUGUGCAAACACCAACAAAAAUGCAGCAAAAAAUUUAGCUGCUGGAAAACAAUUUAUUUGGACUGAUGUCACAGCUGAUGAAAUGUAUGCAUACAUUGGGCUUACUCUGUACAUGGGACUGAUGAAACUACCACAAAUGAAAGAUUUUUGGACAACCACCACUGCAUUUCGGGUUUCAUAUCCAGGGACAGUAAUGCCCAGAGAUCGUUUUCUCAACAUCCAUGCCAAUAUCCACAUGAGUGACCCAAAGGAUGAUGCAGAGAAUGACAAAAAAAAGGGACACCCGAAUAUGACCCUCUGCACAGACUGCACCCCCUGUACGACAGUUUGAAGGUUGCCUGCAAAGUGGCGUACCACCCCCAGAAAAAUCUUAGUGUGGAUGAAAGAAUGGUAGCCACUAAAGCCAAGAUUGGGCUAAAACAAUACAUCAAAAAUAAGCCAACAAAGUGGGGGAUCAAGCUUUUUGUGUUGUCCGACACCACAGGCUACACUACAGACUUUCAUAUUUACACUGGAAGGUCCACUCAAAAAACUGGAAAGGGGCUGUCCUUUGAYGCUGUGAUGUCACUCAUCAACAAAGACUAUCUUGGAUCUGGAUAUCACAUAUACUGUGAUAACUUCUACACCAGCCCAGCACUGUUUUGCCACCUUCACAAGCUUGGGUUUGGAGCCUGUGGGACGUACAGAAGUUCAAGAGUUGGUGUCCCAAAGACGGACAAGAAUGCUCUGACCAAAAAGUCACCAUGAGGGUCCAUCAGAUGGCUCAGAGAGGGACCUCUCAUUUUUAUCAAGUGGAUGGACACGAGGGAGGUCAGUGUGUGUUCCACAGUGCACACGGCCUUUAAAGGAGACUCAGUCAGACGAGUGGGAAAGGCUGGAGGACAGCAUCAAGUCUUGUAUGUUCCAGUGCCAUCAGCUGUGAAGGAUUACARCCGGUUCAUGKGGGGAGUGGACUUAUCYGACCAGYUGAU